Molecule: messenger RNA, 237 nt
Organism: Pochonia chlamydosporia 170
Lineage: Eukaryota; Fungi; Ascomycota; Sordariomycetes; Hypocreales; Clavicipitaceae
Exons: 1
Coding region: 1-237 (78 amino acids)
Source: RefSeq, a predicted model, not a curated record
AUGACAUGCAGCUUUCCAGAUCCUCAUUGGAUAAGUAUUAGGUCAAUGAUACAUUCCCAUCUUCAUGAAGCCCCAGAAUUCCGUGUGUUGGUCAUCUCGAAGAGGGGAUAUGGUACCCGUCAGCUGGUGCCGGACGCUCCCAAGGCAGCAAGGACAAGUAUAUACCAAUCAAAUGCUCCCCAUGCCGUCGGUGCGAUACAUCUUGUCAUAUAUUCCUGCCUAAUUUAUGCGGUCUGA